This is a messenger RNA of Meleagris gallopavo (turkey), 5494 nucleotides long. Lineage: Eukaryota; Metazoa; Chordata; Aves; Galliformes; Phasianidae. The record is from RefSeq and is a predicted model, not a curated record.
UUGCUUCACCAGCUCUCAUGUUGAUAAAGUAGCUCUUCACUGUACUUUGUAGCAUCCACCUGUGCUUUGUGCCAGUGCUGGGUUGUUGUGUUUGCUUGUGGUGGCUGUUGCAUGCUGUGUGUGUACAUGUGCAUGUGUGUGUGAUGUCUGAAGCACUCUCAUUUGUUUCUCUUUUGAAAUCCUGUCUCUGACCAUCCCUCUGUGCCUGGAUGGAAGGUGACUGCAUUGCGCUGUUGUGAACUAACAGUUGUGCUGAAUUUGACACUUACUUUCUUUCAGUUUUCUUUCCUUUUUCAGUUCUUGCUACGUUGUAUUUAAUUUUAUUUAUUUUUUAACAAUUGUAAGCACAUGCAUUCUCUGACUCUCUAGACGUGUCGCUGGCUGCUUCAGUCCAUUUACAUGGAACACUAAGCAAGAAUGCCCUGAGUCAUUCACUGAAAUGAGACUUCUUUAAGUCCUAGGUUAGUUAGUGCCUGUUAGUUAGUGCCUUGGUAAUGUAUACACUGGAAAAAAAGUGGUCCAGAUAACCUCACUGUAGAUCUUAAAAGUAUAAACAGUCCAAGUUACCUGAAUGCUAACUCAAAAAUAAGCUAUAUUUCCCAUAAAUGUUUAUUUCACUUUAGCUCAGAACAUAUCUGGUGUGAUACUAAGUAAUGGAAGGCUAUACAGUUAUAUAUAAUCUGUGUUUUGCAGACUGAUGGGUCUGAAAGGCACUUCUAGAUGUUGCAGAGUAGUGUGUGCCUAAUGCUAUUUUAGAAUACAAAUCUAAUGCUCACUUUAAUCAUUUAAGAUAAAUGCUGAUACUUCAGGGUGUGCUCAGUCUGUACAACUGAAGAAUCAAAUAGUGCAAGAAUGAUCUUGAGGCAGAUGUGGGUUCAUAAGAGAAAAUCCUAGUGUAGCCUGAUAGUACAGGAGUGGGUAUCUGUCCAAAUGCUGGAAAUUACAAGGAUGUAUUUCAUUCAUUCUAUGAGAUACAAAAGGAAGGAAAUAGCUUCUUCAAGUGCAUGUCUUUUUUGUUGUUUUGUAGUGUUACAGAAUCAUAGGUUGCUCUGAAAUUUUGCUAACUGUAGGUCAGCUCGUUGGAGCAUUGCUGUUGGCUGUGGCUCCUGAACUGUCUGCUGUAUUAUUUGACAGUGGAAAGUGGCAAAUGCAAAUACUGCUAAAUCCUCUGAGACCACAGUGAGGGAAAGUACAUCAGAAACCUAUGAUGUUGGAGAGGCAAAGAAGCUCAUAUGGAGUGCUUUUGGCAGCAGUCUUAGAGCACUUAUUUACAAUAAUUGUAGAAAUUCAAGCCGUCAGGCAAGAUUUGGGAAAAACUCUUCCUGCAGAUGGUAGUGUUCUCAAUCCUUCACCUACAAAUCUGACCCUACGUAUCAGCGCUUUCAGGGUAUCUUAGAAAGAAUCUAAUGAAUUCUAAAAGGGAUAGAAGGGAUGUAAAAAGAAGCUUGAUUUAUUAGCUAGCGUCUUAGGCUAACCGUUAGAGAACAGCUCACUAACCUGCCCUUCAUGCUCCCCCUCCCCCUAAUUCCUGGAGGUUGCAUGUGCUUCUCAUCCUGCCAGUGCACUGCAUUUCUUGUUUUGCGAUUACUUUUGUCUGUUGUCCCUCUGUCCUCAAAGAUGAUCACCGCACCUAUGGCCCGAGGUGGGAUGCAAAUAAGACCACGGUUCCCGCCUACCACCGCAGUGUCUGCUACACCGCCAAGCUCCAUUCCUAUGGGCGGACAGCAAAUGCCACAGGUCAGUCAGAACAGCAUUACCAUGAUGUCAUCCCCAUCUCCUGUCCAGCAAGCUCAGACACCCCAGUCAAUGCCUCCACCACCACAGCCACAGCCAUCUCCUCAACCAGGCCAACCAAAUUCUCAGCCAAACUCAAAUGUCAGCUCUGGCCCAGCUCCAUCACCCAGCAGCUUUCUCCCCAGUCCAUCUCCACAGCCAUCCCAGAGCCCAGCAGCUGCACGAACACCUCAGAACUUUAGUGUCCCAUCCCCAGGUCCUUUAAACACUCCAGGAAACCCAAACUCUGUCAUGAGUCCAGCCAGUUCUAGCCAGUCAGAGGAACAACAAUAUCUGGAGAAACUCAAACAGCUAUCAAAAUACAUUGAGCCACUCCGGAGGAUGAUCAAUAAAAUCGAUAAAAAUGAAGAUAGAAAGAAGGACCUGAGUAAAAUGAAGAGUCUUUUGGAUAUCCUGACUGACCCUUCAAAACGAUGCCCUCUGAAGACACUGCAGAAAUGCGAAAUUGCACUGGAGAAGCUAAAGAAUGAUAUGGCUGUGCCUACUCCACCACCUCCCCCAGUGCCUCCCACCAAACAGCAGUACUUGUGUCAGCCACUUUUGGAUGCUGUCUUGGCCAACAUCCGGUCACCAGUCUUCAACCAUUCCCUUUACCGCACCUUUAUGCCAGCUAUGACUGCCAUUCAUGGUCCACCAAUCACGGCCCCAGUUAUCUCCUCUCGAAAACGAAAGUAUGAAGAGGAUGACAGACAGACUAUACCAAAUGUGUUACAAGGGGAAGUUGCAAGAUUAAAUCCUAAAUUCCUGGUGAACCUGGACCCCUCCCAUUGCAGUAAUAAUGGCACAGUUCAUCUCAUUUGCAAACUAGAUGACAAGAAUCUUCCAAAUGUCCCACCACUACAGCUCAGCGUUCCAGCGGACUAUCCAGAUCAGAGCCCUUUGUGGAUAAAAAACCCUAGGCAGUAUGCAGCCAAUCCCUUCUUGCAGUCAGUGUAUCGAUACAUGACUUCAAAACUGUUGCAGCUUCCAGACAAGCAUUCAGUCACGGCACUCUUAAACACCUGGGCACAAAGUAUUCGUCAAGCCUGCCUCUCUGCUGCGUAAUAUGUCACUUUCUAAAUCAUGAAGCAAGAAAUCAAGUCUCAACAGCUGGCCUUUUCCACAUACCAUUUCUAAAGUCAUAGGCAUUUUGGGGAGGUUACUUCAGAAGAAAGAAGCCUUACAUUUUUUUGUUUCUAGGUGUCAGGUUCUGUAGAGGACCUGAUAAUAGUUCUAGAUUUCAUGCUUUUUAUCUUCUGCCUCUGUGGACUUCUGUCAGCAUUUUCAAAUAUGCAGAAUGUGUAUAUAUGGUUCUCGAGACUGUAUUAGGAGUUUUUAUCGUCUUCUUAGAGAAGAAAUUAUUUGUGGACUUCCAUCAGGGAGUCUCGUUGGUGAAAGAGGAAGCAGGGAGAGAAUGCCCUAAUGUACUUCAAAGUUUGCUGAGUGCCAGUAUUCCUUUCACACUGUAUGUUUUGUGACCUGAUACUCCCCCAGAAAUAAAAAAAACUGCAAGUAGAACAUGCUUGCAAACUUCCUAGUGUUUGCAGGAAUCUUUUGUCUAUCAGCUUUGCCCUGCCCAGGGUUGGGAUAAAUUAUGGUCUUUCUGGAUAUUCUCAAAUGUGUGAGAUGAAUCAGGAUAAUUAUAUUGGUGGGGGGAAAUACUAAACAGAAGGAAAAAAAUAUUUUCUAGCUUAUUUUAAAUGAUACUUUGUAUAAACAGGUUUUGGUUAGCAUGGACCACAGUUUUCUUGUUCCGAAAGUGCAGCAGUUAGAGGAGAUAUUAAUGUGCACAAUGACUUCCCAUAUAAGUAAAUGUGUGUGUAGAAGUGGUGGUGAAACAACAGUUUAAAGCUGUAGUACCACAGAUCAAUCCAGCAGGCUUGUAACCAUGUCUUCUUUACUAAUGGAAUAGUCAGUCUGAGGCAUCUGACUUGGUUGGAGGAGUUGAUGCAGUUUAGUUGCUACAUGGUGAGUUUUGUUUUCUUUUGCUUCCUUUUUAAGAGAAAAGGACAAAAAAAGUAAAAGCCAACAAAAAACCACACCACACAGCUCAGUAGCAGAUCUGACAACUAUUAUUUUGUGCCUUGAGCAAAAUACAGAGCACACAGGUUGGUUGUCAGCUGCUGUAUUGCUGUGCACUUCCAAUGAAAACACUUGCCAUGAAUAAUGAAAUUUGUUUUCUUUUUCCCCAUUCUCAUAGUUUGUUUGCUCUUAUUUUCUUAGUGCAGAAACAAAUUCAGGUUUCAGAUGUUCCAGUUAUAUCCUAUUUUAUCUCCCUGUGUUGUGCAGCAAAUCUUAAAGAGCAGCUGCACUUUCUCACAGUAGCGCCAAGAAAUUGCAUUGACCUUCGUAAAUGUGUGAUGUCGUUGGUUUUAGUAUCUUUUUCAGUGUGGGUACUUAGUAACCACUAACUGAGGCAGCAGAAUGCUAUCGGUAUUGUGUACAUGAACUAAUGCAUUAUCUGUUUGUUUCUAUUGUAAUAAAUUUAUUAUUAUUCCUGUGUUGGAUGCUAACAUUAUACUACUCUUCCCAUGUUGAUCCUCAGAUACCAGUUCUGUUGCAUCCCUUGGAUGAUGGUUACUUUGUUCUAGGGUAAGUGAAAACUCACACACUUUGAGGGUUAGGAGAAAUCAAAAUGGCUUUUCAUUUCAAGCAGCACCAUCUUUAUGCUCCUCAUAGUAAAUUACUUGAAAGACCUGAGCAAGAGGUUAGUGAUUAUGUCUGCAAGAGAAGAUGCAACUUUUUAACCAGUACUGUUACAUGGCUGCUUCUUAGAGCAAAAGAACCAGUGGCAUUAAUACAGUUCUGCUGGACGGAUGUUUUCAUCACAAAAACUUUGGAUGCUUAUUGAAAUACAUAAUUGACAUAAUCCAAGAAAUGAGGAUGGAGCUGUUUGGUUUUUUUUUCUUCUGUACUUUUUUUUAAGCAUUGCUAGGGUCUAAAGUUGCAACACGAAUGACAUUUCUGAAUUUAUUUAAAAUCUAUCUGGAGAUAGAUGCAAAGCACACUAUGAAUGUCCUUCAGUUUUCCAGUAUUUCCUUUGUGCAGUGUGGCUUUACUUCAAACAAGAUAUAAUGAGGUGUUAGACUUAGUGUGGUGUAGGCAUUCUAGCAUACUGCAGCAUCUCAAUUAAGAAAUAAAUACUGAAAACAGAAAAUGAAUCAUGUGCCUGCAGCAUGUCAAAUUAAUAGCUGGAUAUUAACAAAUAGUUUGUUUUGAUGGGCAAAUGAUCGUAAAGUGUUUCUGAAUCUUGUUAAAUAUAAAAACACUAUUCCCAAAUUCUUGGAAAGAUGCACCAAUAAAUUAAUGUUAAUGUUUGGGAACUUUAUGAACUAUCAGGGGCACUGUGAAUACAAAAAACACGUUAUGAAAAAUUCAGGGAUUCCUGCCUUUUAGAAUAACAGAUAUGUUGUGAAAUGAAAAAUACAGAAAUCUGAUCCUCUCAUUUCUUCAAUAAAUAGCAUACAAAAACAGUCAUAAUCAGCUUUUAAUUGAAAUGAGAUGCUAAUAAGAACUGAGGAAUUUAUCAUAAAACUACAGCAUUAAAUGUUCAAAGCAGUCAUAAGCAAGAUGAAUAAUAAGUUUUGACUUCUAAGUACUGUUUGAAGGUGGUUUGUGUUUUGUUUUUCAUUUCAGUGGUGGCAAAACAUUUUUGUAAUGGGCACUGGAGCGGCAAUCAAACUGAUAGCUAAAUAAAUCUUACUGUAAUUGCCUGAAACCA